Molecule: messenger RNA, 558 nt
Organism: Durotheca rogersii
Lineage: Eukaryota; Fungi; Ascomycota; Sordariomycetes; Xylariales; Xylariaceae
Exons: 1
Coding region: 26-259 (77 amino acids)
Source: RefSeq, a predicted model, not a curated record
GACAGUAAUCAAGGUCUCGGCCAGGAUGGGUAACAUAGGUCAGCCCGUCGGCCUUUCUCCCUUUCUCCCUCUCCUCUCUUCGUCUCUAUGCAUACCUACCUGCCUACCUACCUUACCUAUCCUCCAGACUUACCUACGUACAUACAUACAACGGCGAUGCAUUUCAGGCAUGAAGGAAAAGAAAAAUCACGGAUGGGCCAGGUCGUCCGAUCGGGUCAGGGAAGCUGCCCAUGUAUAUGGGUUUUCUGCUUACCCGUAGGUGGGAUUUUACCACAUCCAGCCUUAUGCAUCACCUACCACACGUCGUUGGGAGGUACGUGGCUGUUUCUGGUUUCUUCCUCGCAUGAUUCAUCGCUCACGCACCCACGGACGGUAGGGGAGGGGACGGGGGACGGGGAUUGUUUCUCACUCUCGUCCUCAUUCUCCUCCCUCCCUCCUCCAUUUCCACGAGUCCUGAAUCUCAAGAGACCAGACCAGACCAGACCAGGCCCGGCCAGGCCAAGGGAGGGUUUUUUUCCCCCUUCUCUUUCCUUUCGUCUUUUCCUCCUCCUCCCGUCU